AUGGCCCCGGACUCCAGCUCAAGCUCUCCCCAAUCGACCUCCCUGCGCCAACCCUCGCCCUCCCCGAACCAACGGCUCCGGCCCCCGACCCGCCGCCACACCAGCACCAUCGACGACCUCAUCAGCAAGCCCCUCGACAUCGAAAAGCACCGGAAGAUGCCCUACUUCCUCCGCAUGAGAGGGAGCAUCACACCGCGGAUGAUCGUCCCCCUCGUCUUCGUUGCGAUCUGGUCGAACAUCACAACCGCUUACGAGCGCUACGUCGAAGGCCGCAAGUACUGGGCGCAGCUGAUCCAGACGUCUCGGGACCUGGCCCAGCACAUCUGGAUCCACGCCGAGGAGCGGCAUGACCGGAGCCCCGAGGCGGGAAAAGCCGAUGUGCUGGCCAAACUGACCGCUCUGAACCUCAUCAACGCCUUCGCCGUCUCGCUCAAACGCCGACUCCGGUUCGAGCCCUACGCCAACUACGACGACCUGGCGCCGCUCGUGGGCAACCUGUCCACCUUCGCGGGGGCAGCGUCCGACGCGCACGCAGUCGAAGAACCCGACCGGACCUUUCCGAAAGCCAUCGGUUCCUACCUCGGGCUCGAGUUCCUGGAGUCGAAUCCGCGGAAACACAUCAAGCGCGCGGACAAGGAUGGCAAGAAACUCGGCAACCUCCCGCUCCAAGUGCUGCACUACCUAUCCGCGUACGCGGAAUCCAUCAUAGCCAACGGGACCCUCCCCAACGGGGUGCACCAGGGCAUGAUGAUGGCGAACCUAGCCUCCCUCAACGAGGUGCUCGCCGGCACGGAGCGCGUUGUCAACACACCCCUCCCGGUCGCGUACUCGAUCGCCAUCAGUCAAAUCACCUGGACGUACGUCAUCGCGCUGCCCUUCCAACUCUGGGACUCACUGCGCUGGGUCACCAUUCCCGGAACGGUCGUAGGCGCCUACAUAAUCCUGGGCAUCGCCGCCAUCGGCCGAGAGAUCGAAGACCCCUUCGGCUAUGACGAAAACGAUCUCCCGCUAGAUAGGUACUGCAAACAGAUUGAGGAUGAGAUCAAUGUGAUAAGUUCCAAAGAGCCGCCGAAGCCGGAGGAUUUCAUCGCGACGGAAGGGAACCGGUUGAUGUAUUCACUGAGCUAUGGAGCGUGGAAUGCAAAGAGCACGGAAGAUAUACGGGCGACGUUGAGGGCGAAGGCGAAGACGAAGCCGAUGACGAGCUUUCCGCCGGUAUUGGCGGAGAAGGGUGCGCAGGGUAUCGUCUGA
Letharia columbiana is the source of this 1251-nucleotide messenger RNA. RefSeq lists its product as uncharacterized. Gene Ontology annotation, molecular function: chloride channel activity. The transcript is spliced from 2 exons. The record is from RefSeq and is a predicted model, not a curated record. NCBI's taxonomy places the organism in Eukaryota, Fungi, Ascomycota, Lecanoromycetes, Lecanorales, Parmeliaceae. The coding region runs from base 1 to 1251 and encodes 416 amino acids.